AUGCGCGCGGUGCAGGAAGGAAAAUCGGGAAUGUAUCCUAGUCGAGUGAGGAAGAAGGCUCUGACCACCACCCACUUGUCCACAUUGUCGAACCCUCCGCCCUUGACAACCCUCCACGAGGAUAUCCUUGAUACCUCUCCCACCGUCGAUUCGCGGCCACGCCCGCCCGCAUUCUUGCAACCCACCCCUCUUCGGGAUCCCACCACUGCAGGCGCAAGCGCAGUCCGGCAGGACAGCAGUGGAGGUCCGGCCUUGAGCGCAAAUGCUGGCGAAGACGAUGAUACUGCGUCGACUGCUGACAGCUCAAUCGGCGAUACCAUACCUAGAAACCCGUCAGAUGCCUGGCAGUUGUUGAAAGAUGUCGCGAAUCGGGAGGCAGACCAUCUCAAGGCGACAGCGGCAGCAAAUCAUCAGCACGACUCUGCGAACCAGAUGUUACAGAAUGGGCAAUUGUCCGAGCCAAGAGGAUCUAUCAACGGUAUACACGCAGGCAUCUCGACGUACCGUCUCGUGCGUGAAGGCUAUUUGACCGCCGAAAUCAUCCAGAUGCUAGUCAGGCGAUUCGCCGAGCAUUACCAUCCAUAUCUGCCCUUGGUCCCACGCAAGUAUUUCGAUCCGAGCCAACUAGACGCCUUCGCUGCCAACGACAAACACCUUCUUACUGCCGUCAUCACCAUCUCUUCUAAAGAUCUUAUCGAGCAACCGAACAUUCACACCUGCUGUUCCAGGUAUAUGCAUGAUCUCAUUUCUGGGAUAGCAGGGGGGCACGAUUGCGACGUCGAGGCGGUUGAGGCGUUGCUCCUGCUGGCCGAAUGGGAGCCGCAAGGUCUGCGAAACCGCAUUGAAGCGGUUGGGAGAGGCGAAGAAGAUCGCUCAGCUUGGAUGCAUGUUGGGAUGGCUCUUCGGACGGGCUACUUCUUGGGUCUGGACCGAACAGCUUUCCGGCAAGAAUCUGCAGAAGAAGCCAGGAUCGACGGACGGAAGCGUCUAGCAUGGGCCAACUGCUAUGUCUCUGAUCGAUUGAUAUCGGUCAGGAUCGGAAAGGCCUUCUGGUCGAGGGGACCAGGUCCGAUGACAGGACUCUCAUCGCAAGACUUCCCAUCGCUGCAGCCGCUCAACCCCGGUGACGAGGACCACGCCAAAAUCAUGCAAGCGACUCUCGACUUGACACAGCUUUACUCGAACGUCCACGACGUCCUAUACUCAGGGAUGCGCACUAGCGGCCAGAUGAUGCUGAUGGGCGACUAUGUCAAGUAUGUGGACGAUUUUCGGGCCGCCAUUGCGAGGUGGAAUACCACUUGGGGAAAACUGGAGUGUUCGCCGUACAUCAAGGUCACACUGCAACUGUCGUACGAAUAUUUGUGUCUCUACACAAAUGCCUUUGCUUUUCAGGCUGCUAUAGCCCAGGCGAUUGCGAGCAAGCCGAAGACCGAAGCACAUUCACUACGAGACCACCUUCGGAGUGUCUUUAGUAACGUUGGCGCCAUGCCAGAUGCACGCUUCAUCUGGGCAAGUGUGGGCGCCGCGAAGGCUUACCUCACGCUACUCAGCACGCAGAUUGAUCCGAGCAAGUACCUGCGAUACAUGCCUUUGAGGUACUAUCUGUAUUGCAUCUACUCGGCCGUGUUCCUGUACAAAGCCCGGUCGUUCGGCGUGAUGGCCGACAUGGAGGAACGACAAGUUCGACAGCUGGUCUUGCAGACCAUGGACGUCCUCAAGCGAGCGUCCGUAUCCGCUCAGGAUCCUGGAUCACGUUACGCAAGAUUGCUAGAGUUGUUGUGGAUGAAGCCGCACAAGCCGGCUUCACAGCUACCACAUCCGUUGCAAUCCCCCGCCACCUCGGAUGGGCCGCUGUCGUCGAGUGGGAGCGUCCGCGUCGAUGCACAGGGCUACAUGCAAUUCAGUCCUGCCAACGACUUCUCCUGGCUUGACCUCGAGGCCGUCGGAGACUAUGUCUCUGGCGACCAGAUGCCUGGCAACGGCAUGAACAUCCUCGCUCCGAUGGCAGGGUUCGAAACGUCGGCGCCUUUUACGCCUCAAGGUCAGAAUAUGCAAUGGCAGCAGACGAGCAAUAAUGGUGCGAACUGGCCCACGGACUGGAACGGCAACUUGUUCUUCUGA
Molecule: messenger RNA, 2121 nt
Organism: Cladophialophora yegresii CBS 114405
Lineage: Eukaryota; Fungi; Ascomycota; Eurotiomycetes; Chaetothyriales; Herpotrichiellaceae
Exons: 2
Coding region: 1-2121 (706 amino acids)
Biological process (GO): DNA-templated transcription
Cellular component (GO): nucleus
Molecular function (GO): zinc ion binding; DNA-binding transcription factor activity, RNA polymerase II-specific; DNA binding
Source: RefSeq, a predicted model, not a curated record